Episyrphus balteatus (marmalade hoverfly) is the source of this 1825-nucleotide messenger RNA. RefSeq names its product sialin-like. Gene Ontology annotation, biological process: transmembrane transport; monoatomic anion transport. The transcript has 2 exons. Lineage: Eukaryota; Metazoa; Arthropoda; Insecta; Diptera; Syrphidae. The record is from RefSeq and is a predicted model, not a curated record. Gene Ontology annotation, molecular function: transmembrane transporter activity. Bases 243 to 1799 code for a protein of 518 amino acids.
CAACGACACUCUCAGCAGUUCAACAUUCAGCAACACUGCUUAAACUUAAACAUAUCAAACAUAUGAAACAUCAUUUCAUCAGUAUUGUUUAGAAUCUCGAACGAAAAGAAACAAACUAUUUCCCUCUUCGAGCUUUUCCAUAUGUCUAUAGUGCAAAGUUGUGAAAUUAUUAAUAAAUACAAAUUUAAUGAAAUAAACAAUAUUUUCAAUUAUUAAUUUUAUUUUUUGCCAUAUAAUUUAUAAUGGCUCCAACAAAUAUCGGAAUUUUGGAAACUCGCCGUAAUAAACAUGACGAAGAGGAAGAAGAAGAUGGCACUUUUCCAAAAGCACGUCACAUAUUCGGCUUUAUGGGAUUCAUUGGAUUCGCCGUGGUCUAUUCGAUGCGUGUAAAUUUGUCGGUAGCCAUCGUUACGAUGGUCAAUCAAACGGCAAUACCUCAUGUUAAUUUGACAGAGGUUGAUGACCAAUCGUGUCCGAUAAGUUCUACAUCGUCAUUAUGGUCAAACCAAAACAGUAGCACCACAAGUAAACCUCGCCAGCUUCAAGGCGAAUUCGAAUGGGAUGAAUAUACGCAAGGGCUUGUUUUGGGUUCGUUUUAUUAUGGCUACAUGUUGACACAAAUACCCGGUGGACGGUUAGCUGAGAUUUAUGGAGGCAAAAUGGUCUAUGGACUGGGAGUUUUUAUAACUGCGGUUUUAACCUUGUUAACACCGAUAGCAGCUCGUUGGAAUCUUCCAGCUUUGGUUGCUCUGCGAGCUAUUGAGGGACUUGCCGAAGGGGUAACUUAUCCAGCGAUACAUGUUAUGGUGGCUAAUUGGGUUCCUCCAUUCGAAAGGAGUACCUUUUCGUCGGUAGUCUAUUGUGGAUGUAAUAUUGGAACUGUCAUUUCACUUCCGUUGGCUGGGUGGUUGUGUUCGUUAGAGUUUCAAGGAGGUUGGCCAUUGGCUUUUUACAUAUUUGGGAUACUCGGUAUGAUUUGGUUUGGUUUCUGGAUGUGGUUGGUUGCGGAUACUCCUGGACGAAGUAAUCGGAUAUCGGAGAAGGAGCGUAAAUAUAUUGAAAGAGCAUUAAAGACUGUGGAGAAAACAGACGAUGAUGAUGACGAUGCAAGGAAUAUCCCUUGGCUAUCACUUCUGACUUCACUUCCACUUUGGGCCAUAAUGAUAACUCAAUUUGGUUGGAUGUGGACAUUUUUAACUCUCAUUACUGAACUGCCAACCUACAUGGAUCAAAUUUUGCAUUUCGAUAUUCAAUCGAAUUCUGCAUUAAGUGCAUUGCCAUACUUUACAGCUUGGAUAAUGGGAAUUCUUUGUUGUAGUUUUGCCGAUUGGUUGUUAAAGAAGAACUACAUUAGUUUGUUGAACUCUUAUCGAUUAUGGAAUUCGGUUGGAUCGAUAAUUCCUUCGCUAGGUUUGAUUGGUGUUGCUUAUGUUGGUUGCAAUGGGACGUGGGUGAUGUUUAUGCUUGCUGUGUUGGGUGCAUUUAAUGGAGCAACUUAUGCUGGUUUUCAAAUGAAUCAUAUAGCGCUGAGUCGGAAGUAUGCUGGAACUGUAUAUGGAAUAACGAAUACAGCUGGAAGUAUGUCGGGGUUUUUGGGACCUUGGGUUAUAGGUUUAGUGAUAAAUGGCAAUAAUACUCUAGCGCAAUGGAAAUAUGUAUUUUAUUUAGCUGCUUUAAUUAGUUUUAUUGGAAAUGGUUUUUAUUUGAUAUUUGCUAGUACCGAGGAGCAGAGUUGGUCAAUUAAUUCGAGUAAAGAGAAACGAAAGGCAGAAACUGAGAAGUUUUUGGCAUCAUCAUGAUGAAAUGACAUCUAUCCGAUAUUAGU